AUGGCGCAGGUGCAGAGUCCUGACCGUGACUUCACUAACAUUCCAUUGGAUGGAGAUGCUGCUAUGAAUGCCAAGAAGAAAGCCCCAAGGCGUAUUCUUCACUUUAGUGAUGGUACACUUGAGGAAUACUCAUCUGAUGAAGAAAAUGAUCAGGGGCAAAACCAAAAUAAUUCAACCACAGAUCCAUAUGAGAUACGAGUGCAUUCACUCCAGUGGCUACCAUGGAUUUGGUAUUAUUUAGCUUUAACUUUUACUAAAACAUUCAGUGCUGCUGACACUUGUGGAGAGAAGCUAGCCUGGUUCUUUGGUAUCACUUCACCUAAGUAUCAGUCUGCCAUUGAUGAAUAUUAUCGGGCUAAGAGUUUGGAAGAGAAAGAAAAAUCUGAAGACACUAUUCUACAAAGUGUCCAAACUGAGGAAAGUCUUACUGUGACAACUGCUCCUCAACCAAGUGGGCCUCCACCCUAUGUAGUCACAGAGCCAGUUCCUAACAAGGAUUAUCAACAAUUGGACAAAUACUAA
This is a messenger RNA of Acanthosepion pharaonis, 522 nucleotides long. The record is from the annotation of a GenBank genome assembly. NCBI's taxonomy places the organism in Eukaryota, Metazoa, Mollusca, Cephalopoda, Sepiida, Sepiidae.